Molecule: messenger RNA, 759 nt
Organism: Tetrahymena thermophila SB210
Lineage: Eukaryota; Ciliophora; Oligohymenophorea; Hymenostomatida; Tetrahymenidae
Product: TrmH family RNA methyltransferase
Exons: 1
Biological process (GO): RNA processing
Molecular function (GO): RNA binding; RNA methyltransferase activity
Source: RefSeq, a predicted model, not a curated record
AUGGAUAUAGUUUAAUAGAAUUAAGAUAUGUAAAACACUAAUAAGCUUCCUAAAGGUUAUUUAUUGUUGCAUAACAUUGGUAAAAAAAAUAACAUGGGAAUUAUUAUUAGAAGUGCUUCAGCAUUUAACUUCGAAAAAGUAUUUUUGAUUAGCAAAAAUGAAGAUAUCUUUAAUGAGGAAGUAGAAGGUGAUGAAAGAAAGAGAAAAAGGGUAUUACAUAGAGUUGUUAAGGAGUUUUAAAUGUUUGGAAAUCAUGGUACCCAAGCUUAAAUGCAGUUUGACGUUUUUAAGAACUUGAAAGAAGCAAAGCAAUAUUUUGUAUAAAAUAACAUUAAGGUUUGUGGUGUUGAAAUAACACCUGAUAGCAAAAGUGUAGUUACUCACCCAUUUUAAGGAGAUACUGUUUUUCUUAUGGGUAAUGAGGGAGCAGGUUUAAUCGAAGCUCAUAAGAAAAUAUGCGAUCAUUUUGUUUAUAUUCCUUAAUACACAAAUAAGACAGCUAGUCUUAAUGUUUCUUGUGCAGCAUCUAUUAUUUUCCACCACUUUGCUCUUUGGGCAGGAUAUUAAGAAUCAUAAAUAUUUGGUGAAAAAUUCUAAGACUAAGCAGCUAUUGAAGGAGAACAGCAAGAAAAAGAUUCUCAAAGUGAUGAAGAAAAAGAGUCAUCUUAAAAUUAGGAUUAAAACGAAGAAUAAAUUAGUAAAGUACCUUAAGGAUAAGAUGAUUAAAGCAAUUUAAAAGAAGAAAGCAAACAAUAGUGA